AGAAUGGUGAAACGAAUACCUUUUGCUUGCGUUUACUGAUGGAAAAUUUGAGAGGUUUCCUUUCUUUGACCUAAGCAAGGCUGUUAAUAAUACUCAUUCAAACACCGGAAUACUCAUCAUUUGAAGAAUCCCUCCUCUUCUCAAUUCACUUCCUUUGUGAGUUUUUGUUGCUUCUUCUCUUCUCUAUCCACUUCCUUUGUGAGUUUUCGUUGCUUCUUCCCUUCUCAAUCUGUCAUGGAACGAACAUCAUCUAUCAUUAAUCAGAUCCAACCACCAACUUAUGGAACGCUAGUCACUAUUCUAAGCAUUGAUGGAGGAGGCAUCAGAGGAAUUAUCCCGGCGACAAUCUUAAGCUACUUGGAAUCACAACUUCAGGAGUUGGAUGGUGAGGAUGCUAGAAUUGCAGACUACUUCGACGUGAUUGCUGGGACAAGCGCCGGUAGUCUUGUGACCACUAUGUUAACGGCUCCAGACGAAAAUAAUCGUCCUUUGUUCACUGCCAAAGAUAUUAAAGCCUUCUACCUUGAGCACAGCUCCAGAAUCUUUCCACAGCACCUGGGUCCAUUCGCUUUGAUCAUAAAGAUAUUGAAAGCAGUAUCAGGGCCGAAAUACAAUGGGAAGUAUCUUCAUGGCCUUCUGAGAGAAAAACUAGGAAAGACGCGGUUGAACCAGACUCUUACGAAUGUGGUCAUCCCAACAUUCGAUAUCAAGAAACUCCAGCCGACCAUCUUCUCUACCUAUGAGAUAAAAUCCUCACCAGGCUUGAAUGCUCUACUCUCCGAUAUAUGCAUCGGCUCAUCAGCAGCUCCAACAUACCUUCCCGCCCAUUAUUUCCAAACCAAAGAUUCUCGAGGGAAAGUGAGAGAUUUCCACCUCAUCGAUGGAGGUGUCGCUGCUAAUAAUCCGGCAUUGGUUGCAAUGGGUGAAGUAACAAAGGAGGUCUUUAGAGGGAACCCAGAUUUCUUCCCAAUCAAACCGAUGGAUUACGGUAGAUUUCUAGUGCUCUCAAUAGGAACUGGUUCACCAAAAAGAGAUGAGAAAUACGAUGCGGACCAAGCGAGUAGGUGGGGCAUUCUAGGUUGGCUGAUCAAUAGAGGUUCCACUCCAUUAGUCGAUGUAUUUACUCAAGCAAGUGAAGAUAUGGUCGAUAUCCACAUUUCUGUGCUUUUUCAAGCCCUACAUUGCGAAUCAAACUACCUCCGAAUUCAAGAUGAUACACUAAGUGAGAACAUAUCAUCACUUGAUAUCGCUACCAAAGAGAACUUAGAUAAUCUUGUGAAGAUUGGCGAUGGGUUACUGAAAAAACCAGUCUCAAGGGUGAAUUUAGAGACAGGUAUAUUCGAACCGAUUGAAAAUGAAGGAACAAAUGAAGAAGUUCUCAAAAGGUUUGCUAAGAAACUUUCUCAAGAAAGGAAGCUUCGCGAGGCGACGUCACCACACGUCAAAUUUCUCAUUAGCCGUCGGUAGUAGUCAAGAUGGAUUAUUAGCCUAAUUAAUUAAUACGUUGAUGAAGAUGUAAUU
Magnolia sinica is the source of this 1521-nucleotide messenger RNA. Its product is annotated as patatin-like protein 2. NCBI's taxonomy places the organism in Eukaryota, Viridiplantae, Streptophyta, Magnoliopsida, Magnoliales, Magnoliaceae. Gene Ontology annotation, biological process: lipid metabolic process. The coding region runs from base 235 to 1467 and encodes 410 amino acids. The record is from RefSeq and is a predicted model, not a curated record. Gene Ontology annotation, molecular function: monoacylglycerol lipase activity; glycerophospholipase activity. The transcript has 7 exons.